AUUACAACUGAUGGAAAACCCAAGAUAAUUGAUAUAAUUGAUACAACAGGCAGUGGUGAUGUAACUACGUGUACCGUUGUAGAACCUAAAGAUGGGGAAAUUAUUGGUCUUUCUGGAAGAACUUUAAAGAUUCCAGCGAACUGGGUAAAUCCUUCAGGCAGAUACCACAUUGGCAUAAAAAAUGGCUAUGAUAUCUAUCCUAAGGCUCUUAAGGAGAGGAUUCAGAAAGAACGCAAGGAAAAGCUCUGGGAUCCUGUUCACAGACUGGCUCUAGCAGAAGCCUGUAGGAAACAAGAAGAGUUUGAUGCUGCUCAUAGUUCUCCCUCCCAGGUAAAUAAGCUGAUAAAGGAAGAACUUCAAAAUCAAGUGGAACUGUUGAAUUCUUUUGAGAAAAAAUAUACUGAUCCUGGCCCGGUAUAUGAUUGUCUAGUGUGGAAUGAUGGUGAGACCUGGAGAGCCUGCAUAGAUACCAGUGAAAGUGGUGACUUAACUAGCUGUACAGUGCUGAGAACCUACAAAGAGGCUCAAGAAUAUGGAUCUUUUGGAACAUCUGAGAUGUUGAAUUAUUCUGUGAAUAUAUAUGAUGAUGGAAACCUUCUUUCCAUUGUGACAAGUGGAGGAGCACAUGGAACACAUGUGGCCAGUAUUGCAGCUGGAUACUUUCCAGAAGAACCAGAACGAAAUGGUGUGGCUCCUGGAGCUCAGAUUCUUGCAAUCAAGAUUGGCGAUACGAGACUAAGUACAAUGGAAACUGGCACUGGUCUAAUAAGAGCUAUGAUAGAAGCAAUAAAAUACAAAUGUGAUCUUGUCAACUAUAGCUAUGGAGAGGCAACACAUUGGCCAAAUUCUGGGAGAAUUUGUGAAGUAAUUAAUGAAGCAGUGUGGAAACACAAUGUAAUCUAUGUUUCGAGUGCAGGAAAUAAUGGUCCUUGCCUUUCUACAGUAGGAUGUCCUGGUGGAACUACAUCUAGUGUAAUAGGUGUUGGUGCCUAUGUAUCGCCUGACAUGAUGGUUGCUGAAUACUCUUUAAGAGAAAAGCUGCCAGCAAAUCAAUACACUUGGUCAUCCAGAGGACCUAG
Molecule: messenger RNA, 1079 nt
Organism: Apaloderma vittatum (bar-tailed trogon)
Lineage: Eukaryota; Metazoa; Chordata; Aves; Trogoniformes; Trogonidae
Product: tripeptidyl-peptidase 2-like
Exons: 9
Biological process (GO): proteolysis
Cellular component (GO): cytosol
Molecular function (GO): serine-type endopeptidase activity; tripeptidyl-peptidase activity
Source: RefSeq, a predicted model, not a curated record